AUGCCGUCGGAGAGCGGAGCUGAGUGCCCGGACCAGGCGGCCGCGCAGGUGGGGGCGGCUGCAGCCUCGGCGGUGGCCGCGGUGGCCACGGCUGCCGCGGCAGGCGGCGGCCCCGACCCGGGGACCUCCUUGGCCUCGCUGGGACGGCACCUGAGCGGGCUGAGCUGGCCGCAGGUGAAGCGGCUGGACGCGCUGCUGAGCGAGCCCAUUCCCAUUCACGGGCGCGGCAACUUCCCCACGCUGAGCGUGCAGCCCCGGCAGAUCGUGCAGGUGGUCCGAAACAGCUUGGAAGAACAGGGACUACAGGUGCACAGCGUGCGACUGCACGGCUCAGCUGCCAGCCACGUGCUGCAUCCUGAGAGUGGCCUGGGCUACAAGGACCUGGACCUGGUGUUCCGGGUAGACCUGCACAGCGAGGCUUCCUUCCAGCUGACCAAGGCGGUGGUGCUGGCCUGCCUGCUGGACUUCCUGCCAGCCGGGGUGAGCAGGGCCAAGAUCACGCCACUGACACUCAAGGAGGCAUACGUGCAGAAGUUGGUGAAAGUGUGCACGGACACCGACCGCUGGAGCCUCAUCUCACUGUCUAACAAGAGUGGCAAGAACGUGGAGCUCAAGUUUGUGGACUCCGUGAGGCGCCAGUUCGAGUUCAGCAUAGACUCCUUCCAGAUCAUCCUUGACUCCCUGCUGCUCUUUGGCCAGUGCUCAUCCACACCCAUGUCUGAGGCCUUCCACCCCACCGUGAUGGGGGAGAGCCUGUAUGGGGACUUCGCCGAGGCCCUAGAACACCUGCAGCAUCGGGUCAUCGCCACGCGCAGCCCUGAGGAGAUCCGAGGUGGGGGCCUGCUCAAAUACUGCCACCUCCUCGUGCGGGGCUUCCGGCCACGGCCCAGCACUGACACGCGAGCCUUGCAGCGGUACAUGUGCUCCCGCUUCUUCAUCGACUUUCCCGACCUGGUGGAACAGCAGCGCACGCUGGAGCGCUAUCUAGAGGCCCACUUCGGCGGGGCUGAUGCCGCCCGCCGGUAUGCCUGUCUGGUGACACUGCACCAAGUGGUCAACGAGAGCACCGUGUGCCUCAUGAGCCAUGAGCGCCGCCAGACGCUGGACCUCAUUGCCACACUGGCACUCCAGGCGCUGGCUGAGCAGGGCCCUGCUGCCGCGGCUGCCCUGGCCUGGCGCCCCCCGGGCCCUGAUGGGGCUGUACCGACCACUGUCAAUUACUAUGUGACCCCCGUGCAGCCUCUGCUGGCUGGGGCCCACUCCUCCUAUCCCACCUGGCUGCCUUGCAACUGA
Dipodomys ordii (Ord's kangaroo rat) is the source of this 1293-nucleotide messenger RNA. RefSeq names its product family with sequence similarity 46, member B (gene Tent5b). The transcript is spliced from 2 exons. The record is from RefSeq and is a predicted model, not a curated record. Gene Ontology annotation, biological process: mRNA stabilization. Gene Ontology annotation, molecular function: poly(A) RNA polymerase activity; RNA binding. The coding region runs from base 1 to 1293 and encodes 430 amino acids. NCBI's taxonomy places the organism in Eukaryota, Metazoa, Chordata, Mammalia, Rodentia, Heteromyidae.